Sebastes umbrosus (honeycomb rockfish) is the source of this 4153-nucleotide messenger RNA. Its product is annotated as adenylate cyclase type 3-like. Gene Ontology annotation, biological process: cAMP biosynthetic process; intracellular signal transduction; adenylate cyclase-activating G protein-coupled receptor signaling pathway. NCBI's taxonomy places the organism in Eukaryota, Metazoa, Chordata, Actinopteri, Perciformes, Sebastidae. Bases 444 to 3731 code for a protein of 1095 amino acids. The record is from RefSeq and is a predicted model, not a curated record. Gene Ontology annotation, molecular function: adenylate cyclase activity. The transcript is spliced from 20 exons. Gene Ontology annotation, cellular component: plasma membrane.
UAAGAAGCUGUAAUCUAAUAUACUUUUAAGGAAUUUAAUGAAUGGCACCUUUUAAAAUGAAGAAACAUGGUAAUAAUUUCAAAAGGUAAGCAAAAGAAGAAGUUUUUCCACUGAAACAGGGACAGCAGCAGCAGCAGCAGCUCCAAGACUGUAAGAAGCUGUGAUCUAAUAUACUUUUAAGGAAUUUAAAGGCACCUUUAAAAAAUGAAGAAACAUGGUAAUAAUUUCAAAAGGUAAGUGAGUUUUAUGGUGGAUGGUGAAACUAGUCAUUGAAAACACUCUGGGAUGCCAUUAUAUUUGCAUAAAAAUAAAACAUCUCAAAAAGUGGCACAAAGAUGUGGCUGCAUCACAACUUUUCCAUGGAUUUUGGCCUUUUUUACGCACUCCAGGAUUAAUGUGCAACAGUAUUACUUCAUGAAGGAUUACCUUUUAUUAAACUAAACAUGUCUGUGAACCAGGUGCAUACAGACACAGAGCAGUCUGCAGAGUACUCGGUGGAGUACUCAGUGCAGGUUCCCAGUGAUCCGGGUCACGGUGCGGCUCUGACGCGUGACGUCACCGUGCUCCAGUCCGGCUGCUGCCCGUGUCUGCCGCGCGCGGUGCGCCUCACCUUUGCGCCUGAAUCACUGGAGAGAAUUUACCAGAACUACUUCCGCCGACAGAGACAGGAGAACCUGCUCCUGUUGGCGCUGUUCGCCGCCUUCUUCAACAGCUUCAUCAUCAUAAUGUGCGCGGUGGUGUACACUCCGGACAAGCUGGCCAUGGUGGUGGUUGCCGCGGUGGCGGUUGCCGCGGACGCGGUGCUUUACGCGCUGUGCCGCCUGCAGAAGCUGCCCGCGUCGCCGGUGUGGCGCGGAGCGGUGCCGUACAUACUGUGGCUGAUGGUCAACGUUCACGUGUUGUGUUACAUGCGUCUGAACUACGAGCGUUUCCUCCAGGCCAGUGACUCUGUGGGCUGGCAGGCCUUCUUCAGCUUCUCCAGCUUCCUGACGCUCCCGCUGAACCUGGUGCCGCUGCUGCUGCUCACCGCGCUCUCUUGCGGGAUACACACCCUGGUGCUGGGGGUCACCGUGGCGCAGGUCGAGGAUGAGCUGCAGGGGCCCAUGCUGGUCAGACAGCUCCUAGCCAACGUGAUGCUGUACCUGUGUGCGGCCACGGUGGGGGUGAUGUCGUACUACAUGGCGGACAGGAAGUACAGGACGGCUUUUCUGGAGGCCCGUCAGUCAUUAGAGGUCAAACUCACGCUGGAGGAGCAGAGCACCCAGCAGGAGGAACUGUUACUGUCCAUCCUGCCCAAACACAUCGCUGAUGAGAUGCUGCAGGGGAUGAAGAACCAGGCCGAUCAGAACGAGGUCCAGCAGCAGCAGCAGCAGUUCAACACCAUGUACAUGUACCGCCAUGAAAACGUCAGCAUCCUGUUUGCUGACAUCGUGGGCUUCACCCAGCUGUCCUCAGCCUGUAGCGCCCAGGAGCUCGUAAAGCUGCUCAAUGAACUGUUCGCCCGCUUCGAUAAAUUGGCAGAAGAUCAUCACCAGCUGAGGAUUAAGAUCCUCGGAGACUGUUACUACUGCAUCUGUGGUCUUCCUGACUUCAGAGAUGACCACGCCGCAUGCUCCAUAAUGAUGGGCCUAGCGAUGGUAGACGCCAUCUCGUACGUGCGAGAGAAGACUAAAACCGAUGUGGACAUGCGCGUGGGCGUUCACACGGGCACCGUGCUGGGAGGAGUGCUCGGGCAGAAGAGGUGGCAGUUUGAUGUUUGGUCCACAGACGUCACUGUGGCUAAUAAGAUGGAAUCUGGGGGGAUUCCUGGGAAAGUGCAUAUUUCCCAGACCACCAAGGACAGUCUACAUGGGGAAUUUGAGCUGGAGCCGGGGACUGGUGGGGACAGGUGCGAGUACCUGCUGGAGAAAGGCAUCGACACGUACUUGGUUCUGGCACCUCAACAGGUGGUGAACGGGCUCAGUGGAAAUAAACCCGGCACAUUGUCCAACAGAAAUUCAAACCAGUUGAUCAACACUACAGCAACCAAUGGGAACGCAGCCUCACCCCAAUCCACGCCUACUGAGUCCAAACAGGAGAGGAGUAAAAUGGUCGAGGAACAAGUGAUCAACAGACGACUGCAGCAGGAGCUGCUGGAGAGAGAAACUCAGCAAAUAAUGAAGGAUCACCAGAUCAACCCCGUGUCGUUGCGUUUCGUGGACGGGAAGUUGGAGGAGCACUACUCCUCAGAGAAGGAGAAGCGAAGCGGGGCGGCCUUCUGCUGCUGCAUCAUAGUGCUCUUCUACAUCACAGCGAUGGAGGUGUUCAUAGACCCACUGUUGUCUGUGAACUAUGUGACUCUCGCAAUAGGGGAGGUAUUGUUGCUUAUCCUCACAGUGUGCUCCCUGGCUGCCAUCUUCCCCAGGAUGUUCUCCAAGAGGUUGGUGUCUUUCUCCGUGUGGAUUGAUCGCACCCGGUGGGCCAGAAACACGUGGGCCAUGGCGGCUAUAUUUGUUCUUACCAUGGCUGUAAUCGCUGACAUGCUGAGCUGUGUUCCACCGUCCGUCCGAGUCUUCAACAGCACCACCGGCCCCGUGUUGGAGUCACUUGGUGACCGAGGCUGUGCGGAGAAUCCAAAGCACUACAGCUUCAUGGCUGUGAUGUCACUCAUUGCCACCGCCAUGUUGGUACAGGUCAGCCACCUGAUUAAACUGGGCCUCAUGGUGCUGGUCGUCACAGCAACUGGAGCUGUUAAUAUCUACAGCUGGCGAGACAUUUAUGACCUGUAUGACUAUAUACAGUUUGCAUUAUACAGAACAUCCAUAGUGCCAUCCAAGUACCUCAUGACCAUGAUGAUCAUUGUCAUGAUGAUUAGCUUCUACUUCUUUGCCCGCCAUUUGGAGCGUCAGUCCAGGAAGUUGUUCCUGUGGAAGAUGGGUGUGCACGACCAGAAGGAGAGGGUGUUUGAGAUGAGACGCUGGAACGAAGCGCUGGUCACCAAUAUGCUGCCGGAGCAUGUAGCCAAACACUUCCUGGGCUCUAAAAAGAGAGAUGAGGACCUGUACAGCCAGUCUUACAGUGAAACAGGCGUGAUGUUUGCUUCCAUCCCCAACUUCUCUGAUUUCUACACUGAAGAGAACAUCAACAACGGAGGCAUUGAGUGUCUCCGGAUUCUCAAUGAGAUAAUCUCCGACUUUGACAGCUUACUAGACAGGGACGACUUCCGCUUCAUCACUAAGAUCAAGACAAUAGGAAGCACCUACAUGGCCGCGUCAGGACUCACCCCAGAGAGUAACACCAACGAAUACAGCAACCGCAAGCCAGAAGACCAGUCACUGUUCGAGCGCUGGCAGCACCUCGCUGACCUGGCAGACUUUGCCUUGGCUAUGCAAGUCACCCUCAACAACCUCAACAAACAGUCCUUCAACAACUUCAUGCUCCGAAUCGGUGUGAAUAAGGGGGGAGUUUUGGCCGGAGUGAUCGGAGCUCGUAAACCUCACUAUGACAUCUGGGGCAACACUGUCAACGUAGCCAGCAGAAUGGAGUCCACCGGAGUGAUGGGAAACAUCCAGGUGGUGGAGGACUGCUAUGACAUACUGAAGGAGUAUGGCUUCCGCUUUAUCCGAAGAGGGCCCAUAUUUGUCAAAGGGAAAGGGGAGCUGCUAACCUUCUUCAUGAAAGGAAAAGACAAACCCAGUAGCAAUGGCGGUCCGGUGACCACUGCCCUUCCACACCAAGUUGGGGACCUUUGAAUAUUCUCACCUGAUGAAAAACCAUUAACAGAAGGAUGUCCAAUUUCUCUCAUAUACACAGGUUUACAUAGAUCUUUUUCAUAAGCUCUGUAGCAAUGUAAAGCAUAUGGAAGUAGACUAACACAACAAAAUAAUAACAUAAUGAGCAUUACAACUGUGAGAUACCAUUUCACCCGCAAGGGAAUUUAAUAACAGAAAUUCUGUAUAGUUGUAUAUAAUUCAGGAAUACAGUCGAUGAUCUCACAGAGCUCCUGCAUUAAAGAUUUUUAUCAUUUUGCACUUGAUUCAUAGAGUGCUAUGAGGAUUACAAGCUUGGAACAGACACAUAAAUUACUUUCCUUUGUUUAUUUCAGCUUGAGCUCAGGUUUUGUAAAAUAAUGUAGCUUAAUCACACUGUAUUUAUACUGUGUUAAUAAAACAUG